UUCUCUCUCUCUCUCUCUGCAAUGUCCUUAGCAGAAGAAGAAACUCUUGUAACCGGGACAAAUCAUGAAGGACCUGAGUCAAUAUCAAAAAACUACCCAAGGAAACGGUCCUGCCAGCCGGAGUCGGCAUUUCGAGGAGUUCGUAGACGCAGUUGGGGUCGUUUCGUCUCUGAGAUUCGCUUACCAAAGAAGAAAACCAGAGUCUGGCUCGGUUCGUUCGUGUCGCCAGAGAUGGCCGCGCGUGCCUACGACUCGGCCGCGUUCUUCUUAAGAGGUAAAUCGGCUACGCUCAACUUUCCUGAGUCGGCAGGUUCGCUCCCUCAACCUCUCUCAUCGUCACCUAGAGAUAUACAGUUAGCCGCCGCCAAAGCUGCUCUUGACCCGGUGACGAACCAGGGUAGAAUGGCGAUGGUCCAACCGGGGUCUUGUAACGGUUCUGAAUCAAGCUCGGACCAUUGGUGGGGACAAGAUGAAGAGCUUAUGAGCUUGUUUGAAGACGUGAAAGAGGCUCCUAUCCACAGCCCGUUGAGGUUAGAUUCAAUGGCUCUAGAUUUCUUUUCGGGCGAAAUUCUUGAUGAAAACGGGUUUUCCAUUUCGUCUCUUCAAGAGUGGUGAUUUGGUGGAUUUGGAUCCUCUUCGGCCCCUCCAACGUGCAUCCGAUGGUUAUGGGAAGCUGUAUGCACCCAAGGCCUUCCUAAUCAUUCGAUGCAUGAUUGGAGAGGAUCUAAACGCAUACUUAAGUUGUGUUUGAUAUGUAUUUUCAGGAUAGAUUUUGGGUCUGAUUUAGAAUACAUUCUAGAUCUAAAAUCUAUUUUAAAAAUGCAAAACAAACACAACCUUAGUGGUAUUACUCUUAUAUUCUUACCUUAUAUUAGUUCUAGCAUAGCACUAGGCUGGACCUGCUUUUCCAUGGCUAUGGGGAUUUUUUUUUUUAUGUCCUUAAUGCCCCUCUAUGAUCUGGAUUUCGGUGUUUGUUUGGUUAAAUAUAUAAGUUUACAUAGGUACCCUUACUGAUGCCAUUUUGCAAUGGUUUUGUGGAUAAGUGUGUAAUGGACAUAGUCUUUGUAGUAUUUUAUUAGGAAAUAAAAAUAGUAACUAUAUGAAGAGUGUUUGAUUCA
Messenger RNA from Macadamia integrifolia, 1118 nucleotides. RefSeq names its product ethylene-responsive transcription factor ERF039-like. The coding region runs from base 22 to 615 and encodes 197 amino acids. Gene Ontology annotation, molecular function: DNA binding; DNA-binding transcription factor activity. The transcript has a single exon. Gene Ontology annotation, biological process: regulation of DNA-templated transcription. The record is from RefSeq and is a predicted model, not a curated record. NCBI's taxonomy places the organism in Eukaryota, Viridiplantae, Streptophyta, Magnoliopsida, Proteales, Proteaceae.